Messenger RNA from Caenorhabditis bovis, 372 nucleotides. Lineage: Eukaryota; Metazoa; Nematoda; Chromadorea; Rhabditida; Rhabditidae. The record is from the annotation of a GenBank genome assembly.
AUGGAGACGUUCCUUUCAUGGGCAUUAAACGCCAAAGCCGAAAUGAAGCGUCUUUUGGACACUCUCAAAAAGCUUAAUGAGCAAAAAGAAGAGCAGAAAUCUCCAGAUAACCAGGGCUAUGAUUUGUAUCCGAUGAGAAACCUUGACGCUGGAUAUGAGAAGAGAUCGAGAGCCUACAUCGACAAGAACUUCAAUCCAACACAGCGCACAACUCCAAUUGGUCCUCUUGUCUAUCGGUCAAACCGAUUGUAUUCGCCACCAACCGUCAUCAACCGUCGCCUCUAUAAUAUAAGAAGAAACGACGAGGACUCAAUUCCAUACCUCAGAAAAUAUCCAGUUCCUAAUUUCAUCGCCCAACAAUAUUACCAAUGA